AUGGGAAGACAUUCUUUUCCCGUUCUUAACCAGCAAUUUCUUGUUGACGAAAAAUUCGUAUUUUUACGAGAAUUAGGACAGGGCGCUUAUGGCGUUGUGUGUGCUGCGCGUAACACACAAACUGGGGAAGGAGUGGCCAUCAAAAAGGUUACGAAUGUUUUUAACAAAACAAUUCUUACGAAACGCGCAUUGCGAGAGGUGAAAUUGUUGCAGCAUUUUAGAGGACACAAAAAUAUCACAUGUCUUUUUGACAUGGAUAUCGUUAAUCCUCAUGAUUACAACGAAAUAUAUCUUUAUGAAGAAUUGAUGGAAGCUGAUCUUUACGCAAUUAUCCGUUCGGGUCAACCUCUUUCAGACGCGCAUUAUCAGAGUUUCACAUAUCAGAUAUUAAGUGGAUUGAAAUAUAUUCACUCAGCUAAUGUAUUGCACCGUGAUUUGAAGCCUGGUAAUCUUCUUGUUAAUGCGGAUUGUGAGCUUAAAAUUUGUGAUUUUGGUCUUGCUCGCGGAUUUUCAGAAGACCCUGCAGCCAAUUCUGGAUUUAUGACUGAAUAUGUUGCCACAAGGUGGUAUAGGGCUCCAGAAAUCAUGUUAAGUUUUCAAAGUUACACAAAAGCCAUUGAUUUGUGGUCCGUCGGUUGCAUUCUUGCCGAGUUAUUGAGUGGUCGAACGUUGUUUAAAGGACGAGAUUAUGUUGAUCAAUUAAACCAAAUCCUACAAACCUUGGGAACACCUAAUGAUGCCACUUUAACAAGGAUAGGAAGUCAUAGGGCACAAGAGUAUAUUCGCAAUUUACCAUUUAUGCAUAAAAGACCUUUUCAACAAUUAUUUCCGAAUGCAAAUCCUUUGGCAUUGGAUCUAAUAGAACGUCUAUUAACCUUUGACCCUGCUCAACGCAUAACUGUCGAAGAAUCUUUAGAACAUCCAUAUUUAGCAAUAUGGCAUAAUCCAAAUGAGGAGCCGGUAUGUCCAGAACCUUUUGAUUUCUCUUUUGAAUCAAUAGACGAUCCUAAUCAGAUGAGAGUCGUAAUUGCACAAGAAGUUGCAAACUUUCGUGCAACAGUUAGACGACCGCAAUUAAAUGUCGCAACUGGGGUUAAACCAACGACUUCUUCAAGUUUAGCAAGAAUUCCAGAUCGAGAUACUAUUCUUAAUUCGCCUACGGCAGUACGAGGAGAUCCGGGCGCACUUGUUGCUGGACAUUAUCAACCACCUGCAGUGAUGAGCGAAGAUUUAGAAAGAGAAUUGAGUGGCGGAAUUUAA
This is a messenger RNA of Funneliformis mosseae, 1260 nucleotides long. The record is from the annotation of a GenBank genome assembly. NCBI's taxonomy places the organism in Eukaryota, Fungi, Glomeromycota, Glomeromycetes, Glomerales, Glomeraceae.